Zea mays is the source of this 1647-nucleotide messenger RNA. RefSeq lists its product as uncharacterized. NCBI's taxonomy places the organism in Eukaryota, Viridiplantae, Streptophyta, Magnoliopsida, Poales, Poaceae. The record is from RefSeq and is marked validated.
AAGAAGCGAAGCAACCAACCCCCGAAAUCUUCAACGGCGCCAUCGCCACUGCGUCAUGCCCGUCCCGCCCCUCCUCUCGCCACUUCGCCUGCCCUCGCCAGCGCCGCCCCUCCACCGCAAUGGAGCGCCAUGGCGGCGCCCGACGCAACUACGUGCCGCACUACGGGUCCCCCCUCCGCUUCACCUGGGGCUCGCCGCGGCCCGUGGCGAUGGCGUGAGGCGGUUCGUCGGGACGCUGGGCUCGAAGAGAGCGCGAGCUGUUGGUGCAAUUAGGGUUUCUGCGAUCUCUGGAGACGGCGGUGGCGGUGCUGGUGGUACGGGAAUUGCGGCGGCAGCGGCCGCCACUGUGGUCUUUGCUGUGAUGAACCGGGUGCUCUACAAGCUGGCGCUCGUGCCAAUGAAGAAUUACCCCUUCUUCCUCGCCCAGUUCGCCACAUUUGGGUAUGUCCUAGUGUAUUUCUCAAUUCUCUUCAUAAGAUUUCGCGCUGGGAUUGUCACUAGAGAAAUGUUAGCGCUUCCGAAGCCACAGUUCAUGCUAAUUGGUUUACUGGAAGCGCUAGGUGCUGCUUCAGGCAUGGCUGCUGCUGCUAUGUUGCCCGGGCCAUCUAUUCCAGUGUUGUCACAGUCCUUUCUGGUUUGGCAACUUAUCUUAUCUGCCCUCAUCUUGGGAAGGAAAUAUAGAGCAAAUCAGAUCCUUGGCUGCUUGCUUGUUACAGCUGGAGUAAUUCUAGCAGUGGCCGGUGGAGCCAGUAAUGGUCCGAUUCUCUUUGAAGUCAAAUUCUUUUGGCCAGCAGUAAUGAUGAUUUCAGCUGCAUUUCAAGCUGCUGCUUCCAUUAUCAAGGAGUUUGUUUUCAUUGAUGGUGCAAAACGCCUUGAGGGAAAGAAGCCUGAUAUAUUUGUAGUCAACUCUUUUGGUUCUGGUUUCCAGGCACUUUUUAUUUUCCUACUCCUUCCAUUUCUCUCUAACUUGAAAGGGAUUCCUUUUGCUGAACUCCCUGCAUACCUAACCCGUGGUGCUGCAUGCUUUCUGAAUGUGGGAGGGAAUCUGAAGGAUUGCCAUGGAGCUCCUUUGCUACCACUUCUCUACAUAACUCUGAACAUGGCCUUCAACAUUUCUGUCCUUAAUCUUGUGAAGAUGUCUACAGCAGUGGUUGCUUCGCUGACAUCAACUUUAGCAGUACCUCUUUCCAUCUAUAUACUGUCACUGCCUCUACCAUAUCUACCCGAAGGAACAAAUUUGAGCGCAUCUUUUUUGAUUGGUGUUGCUACCUUAGUGCUCGGAUUGCUUCUAUACAAUCUUCCUCAAGAAUCAACCAAUCAAGUAAAGGAAGAUUAAUCUAAACCCAUAUCAGAUAUAAGGUUAACAGGAAGCUAUUGGUGCUCCACUAAGAAAAUAGCCGCAUUUUGUUGACAGUGGCUUCACAGUUUGGUACAUAACUCAUGAAGAGCAGUGUUCUUCUGCCACAAACAUUUGCGGUGCAAACAUUUGAGGCACCAGCUGACUUCAAAGUUUAGAAACAGCAAGUUCUUGUUUCAUCUGUUAACAAAAUCCUAAUGGAUUAUGCAGCUAUAUAUAAGCUCUACCUGAGCGGAUGUAACUACUAACUACUUUCAGAUGAGUAAGGGCUUUACAAAUUCAUUGGUUGU